UCUCGUUUGUCACUCGUAAUCCACCGAGUCUUUGGCUGGUUUGUUAAGGCGGCAAAUAGAGUUUUGGAGUUGACUCUGGCCUGUACAGGUCGCCUGGUGCAGACAGGCUGCUGAAAAACCUCAGAGUGGACAGAAAUUGCAGGCCUAUACCCCGCCUCUCACCCAGUGUCACCUGGGAUCGGCUCCAACCCCCUGCUGCAGGUAAAGCCCACCACAGGGCUGAACAAUGGGUUUGCAUCGCCUACCUGUGGGCUUAACUAAAGAGAACAGGAGAGCGUUUUAAGAAUGGGAAGAGCAUACCCCUUUAAACAAGGAUUGUGUCGCGUUGUUUGAUGGCAACUGGCAAGACAUCUGGUGAAAAGCGCAUCCUUCGUCGUGCAUGACCUUUCCCUCGUCUCCAUAUGACGGUCCGUCGGCACGUCCCUCACAUGUCACGCUAAGGUGACUUUCAAGCAGUUUUUCCACUUUUGCGCACAAUGUCGGAACGGCACAAAGAUGUACACUGGGGACGCAGUGGGCAAGUGGACCGCCCCGGCUGUGCGUGAGAACAUAUGCAAACUGUCAGGUUGCACUCCUCCAUGCGUAAAAGGCUCUACAGUUUGCCACAGCACAUUGGACAGAAAGCAUCCAUAAUGGGCGAAGGAGAAGACGCAGACAAGGACACCCGGAGGAAGAGUAUUAGGAUGAAGCCUCUCCCGUCACCGUCGUCGACCUCUGGGGGAAGCUGCAAAGGCAUCGGGGAGACCAAAAGUGGGGAGUCUGUGAUCAUGGAGACGGACAUAGGGAGACCGAUGAAGACCAGCUCAAAUGGAGAUUGUCGGAGAUUUCGAGGCAGCCUGUCGUCCAUCACAAGUCGGCAUGUGCACGACUCUGACUCGGCGGAGGAGAGGCGCCUCAUCACCGAGGGGGAUCUCACCCCGAGCGAGGAGAGCCCCCCCGGAGCCAUCGGUGACGGCCCGCCGGAUCAAGGCGCGCAAGGAGCCAGCGGUGGCGGAGGGAGCCAAAAAGAUUCCCCAGACCAGCAGUCAGGGUUUAUAAAGUUGGACGGCAUUGAUCAAAUUCUGCCGGACGACGAGAGAUUAUAUCAAGCUGGGUUCAUACACAGACAGUUUGGAGCGAUGCUUCAACCAGGGGUCAACAAGUUCUCCCUGAGGAUGUUUGGAAGUGAGAAGGCAGUUGAACGGGAACAAGAGCGGGUUAAAUCCGCCGGAUUUUGGAUAAUUCACCCGUACAGUGAUUUCAGGUUUUACUGGGACUUGACUAUGCUGCUGCUGAUGGUGGGCAACCUCAUCAUCAUCCCUGUGGGCAUCACGUUCUUCAAGGACGAGCAUACGCCCCCCUGGAUCGUGUUCAACGUAGUCUCCGACACAUUCUUUCUCAUGGACCUGGUCCUCAAUUUCAGGACUGGUAUCGUCAAGGAGGACAACACAGAGAUCAUCCUGGAUCCACAACAGAUCAAGAUCAAGUACUUGCGAAGUUGGUUUGUGGUGGACUUCAUCUCCUCCAUUCCCGUGGACUACAUCUUCCUCAUUGUAGAGACGCGCAUCGACUCAGAUUUCUACAAGACGGCACGCGCCUUGCGGAUUGUCCGCUUCACAAAGAUCCUCAGCUUGCUGCGACUCCUGCGCCUCUCUAGACUCAUUCGCUACAUACACCAAUGGGAAGAGAUCUUCCACAUGACCUAUGACCUGGCCAGCGCCAUGGUGAGGAUAGUCAACCUGAUUGGCAUGAUGCUGCUGCUGUGUCAUUGGGACGGCUGCCUACAGUUUCUGGUGCCCAUGCUGCAGGACUUCCCCGCCGACUGCUGGGUGUCCAAAAAUAAGAUGGUGAACGACACAUGGGGACAGCAAUACUCCUACGCACUUUUCAAAGCUAUGAGCCACAUGCUGUGUAUUGGGUAUGGCAUGUACCCCCCCGUGGGCAUGACAGACGUGUGGCUGACCAUCCUCAGCAUGAUUGUGGGCGCUACCUGCUACGCCAUGUUCGUGGGCCACGCCACCGCACUAAUUCAAUCUCUGGACUCUUCUCGACGGCAGUACCAGGAGAAGUACAAACAGGUUGAGCAGUACAUGUCCUUCCACAAGCUGCCAGCAGAUAUGAGGCAGAGAAUCCACGACUACUACGAGCACCGUUACCAGGGCAAGAUGUUCGAUGAGGAGAGCAUCCUAGGAGAGCUGAACGAGCCACUCCGAGAGGAAAUCAUCAAUUUUAACUGUCGAAAGCUGGUGGCAUCCAUGCCUUUGUUUGCCAACGCCGACCCCAACUUUGUCACAUCAAUGCUCACAAAGCUGAGGUUUGAAGUGUUCCAGCCUGGGGAUUAUAUCAUCAGAGAGGGCACCAUAGGCAAAAAAAUGUACUUCAUUCAGCAUGGGGUUGUCAGCGUACUCACCAAAGGCAAUAAAGAGACGAAGCUUUCAGAUGGCUCCUACUUCGGAGAGAUUUGUUUGCUGACGCGGGGCAGAAGGACAGCCAGUGUCCGAGCAGACACGUAUUGUCGUCUGUACUCGCUGUCUGUGGACAAUUUCAAUGAAGUGCUGGAAGAGUAUCCCAUGAUGAGACGAGCCUUUGAGACUGUUGCCCUGGACAGGCUGGACCGUAUUGGCAAGAAAAACUCAAUUCUUCAACACAAGGUACAACACGACCUCAGCUCUGGUGUACUCAACUACCAGGAAAAUGAGAUUAUCCAGCAGAUUGUGCAGCAUGACAGGGACAUGGCCCACUGUGCCCACCUCAUGCAGAAUGUCCCACCCCAGACACCACCCUCACCUACUCCUGUCAUCUGGGCCCCCCUCAUCCAAGCCCCUCUCCAGGCAGCAGCGGCCACCACCUCAGUAGCCAUUGCCCUGACACAUCAUCCCCAUCUUCCACCAACUCUCUUCAGGCCUCCGGUUUCUGUUCUGGGGUCCCUAAAGGAUCCUACCAGUCGGCUUAAGAAGUUCCACACAUUUGUUCCUCCAUCCACAGCACCAGGCUCUACUGGGGACUCUCCUUCUAGCACACCCUCUAAACUGUGCACUGGAGCGGACAUGCCAUUGCUUGCCUCCUUUCGAGCCCACCACAUGAUGUCAGGUACAGGGGUAGCCGGGUCUAGCAAACAGACCUCAGGUAGUGAAGAACAGCAUGGACCUAGUGGAGCUGGGACUGGGUCUAGUGGAGGAGGGGCCUCUGCUUUCCCCUUUGGACUAUUCUCUUCCUCUGGUUCACCCUCAUCUAGCAUGGCCCAGUUACACCCACAACCACAGCAUCAACAGUCCUUUCGUUCCAGCACCCCACCUCUCUCAAACCUCUUUCACCAAGGAUCUACAGGUGGAAGCACAGGGUCAGGAAUAAGUGGAGGGGCAGUUGGAGCCUGUGGUGGUGCUACAGGAUGGUCUUCAGGUGGAGCAGUUGGAGGGUCUGUAGAAGGAGCCACUGGAGGAGAUACUGCUUGGGCUGGAGAAGACUUUACAACGGGAAUGACAGAAACAACUCCUGGGGGACACUUUGGGCUGGGAGGAGCUACUGGCAGAUCAGUAUGUGAGAUCUCAGGGGAAUCAAUGGGAGGGAUAUCUGAAACAUCAAUGGGUGCUGCUUGUGGCAGGUUAGCAGGUGGGGCAUCAGGUUCAUCAGUGGGGAGCAUUACCUGUGGGCCAAUAGGGGAUGUAGCCAGAAGAUCAAUUAGAGGGACUUCGAGAGGAUCAGUGGGAAGAUCAUCUAGGGAAUCAGUGGGAGGGGCUUCUGGAGACUCACUGGUAGUGACAACCACUGGAGGAUCAUUAGGGAGGGCUUCUGCUGGCUCGGUGGCAGUGGUUUCUAGGGGAUUGACAGCAGGGGCCUCAGGGGAUUCACUUGGAGGGGUUUCUGGUGAUUCAAUGAUACUGAAUCCUGGAGGAUCACUGGGAAGGGCUUCUGUUGGAUCAACAACUAGCCAUAAUAGCGAAGGUUCAAGUGGACCAGGGGGUGGGGUGAUUGGAGGACAUGUUGGCAGAGCAACAGCUGGAGCAGUAGGGAGCCAUAUAGGAGGGUCUAUAGCUUGUCCUGUAGGUGGGACUUCUGGUGGAAUUACCACUGGACUUAUUAGUUCCUCCUGUUGUCAGAGUCCUAUAUCCACAGGCUCGUCCAGCAAUAUGCCUGGCCAGCUUCUCCAUUGUCAGCCACCUCCCAAGCCUCCUCAGGUGGCUCCUUUGCAGCAGUUUGCUGGGGGAGGCAGGACUACCAGUGGCUUAAACCUCUUUCAUUCCCCUCCACAAGGUUCCCCAUCCUCUUGUAGAGGACAGCACAGCCAGCAGCCAGCUGAGGGCUCCCCAUCUGCCCUUAGUCAGUUUAGCCUGGCAGGCCUCCAGUCUGGAUUCCUGCCUCACCAGAUGUCCCUGGAGAGGUCUGCCUUGGCUUCCCUGGCACAGUAUGGUUCAGCAAACGCCUCCCCAUGCCUUACUCCAGUUGCCCCCAGCCCCACUAUUCAAAGCCCAGUGGCAGGCAGGACUUUCCACUACAGCGACCCUUCCAGUGCCACAGGAUCCCACAAUUCUCUGCUCAUGCUUCAGUCUUCUCUCCCUUCACAGCUUCCAAGCCAACCACACCCAACAGGGAGAGAUUCUCCACUGGGCCGCUUUUCCGAGGACCUAAAGCUUUUAUCCAGCUCACACCCAUCUCUGCCCCAAGAGGUGGCUCAGGCCUUGGGCCACCAUACUACUCGCUCUUCUGUGGAAACCAGAUCUUACCCUUCACCCUUUUCCUCACCCACGCUUGUGCCCAAACCCUGUAGCUCAGUGCCAGGGCGCAUGACUCCUCCAGUCCAGAUGUCUCCAGGGCACCCUCACCAGACUCAGUCCCCUGGGGCCUCGCCGGCCUUGCCUCUACGGAGGGGUUCUGCUGCCUACUCAUCAGAUCUAGAACCUCAAACUGUCCGCUCUAAACUCCCUUCCAAUUUGUGAGGAUUGAUCACACCCUCCUGUGCUCCUCAAAACUGAAACACACACAAACUAUGUUCAUGUGUGGCAUUCUUUUCUUUCUGUCUUCAGACUUCACUGUGUUCCAACUGUCAUUUUACCAGGAUCUUAAAUUUACUGUGAUUUAAAAGAGACUUGACCAGGUAACUCUGAGCUCUAGGAUUCUCUGUAUUUGUUUUAUGCAUUGUCCUCUUUUUUUAUUCAUGCAUACUGUAUAUAGAUAGAGAUAUAUUGAAAUAAGUUAAUCAAGGACUAGGAGGGUGUGAAAAAUGAUCUCCAUUUAAAGGACAGUCAUUUUGUUAAUCUCUAAAACUAUGCCAAAUUCAUCUGGUGUUGUUUAGGAAGAAAAUUCAACAGACUACACAAUAAUACUCUUUUUCAGCAGGAACCUAUGCACUAACACCUGCAUGUAUAAAGGCUUUUUGUGUGUUUCAGAAAAUAUCUACAUUUUUAGCUAAAACGACAUGCUUCGAGGCAGGCUGACUCUUGUAGCAUCUCGUUCAGGAUCACAUAUUGUUGAUCCUAAAGUGUAUCUAUUAGAUUGUACUUAUUUAUCCUCUGUAUAAACUUUUCAAAACCUUAUGAGAGAUGGAGAAGAGAUUUUAGGAAACCAAAAAAACUUUUCCCUUGGGGUAAUAAUUCACCUCUUGUCAAUCCUUAUUUUAUACCACUUUGUCCUAAUAAUACUUUUGAAGCAGGGGGAGAGGGGUUCAGCGAGCUACCCUCCAUCUCAAUAUUGAGACCUGAUAGUAUGUGAGUGACUGGCUUUUUGCAGAGUCCUCAACCAUGUCCUAACAAGCUCACUUUGUCUUCCAAGCCCAUGCCGCUAUUGCAUAGAAAGCAUGUGUCGUUUUUCUUCCUGACUGUGUGCAACUGUUAAUGUUUGAGUGUUAAUAAGAAUAAGCAUGUGAUUCAGUGGAACAGUCAGAUGCAAGGCAAGACUUUUCCGUGGAUCCGUGAUCGGUAUGUUUGCCUUUUUUACAUAAAAACUAGGACUUCCAUUAACCACAGCUUGUUUGUUGCAUUGUGUAGCACUCAGACCUUUGAAAAUCAAAAUUGUCAAAUACACAAUAGUCCCUAAACUAGACUCUCUCAUCCCAUCGAGUAAGUACAGUGCAUAGAGUGCACAUUCUGUAAUAUCUGAAAUCUGUGCUGGGAAUGAAAAUUUGCCACUUGAUAUGUGCAUUACUUCUUCUGGUGUAGCUGCUAUAUGGUCAACUUUAACAUGUUUUCUCAUUGAAGGCCAGUGAGUUUGAGAUGUUUAUUGUAUGUACAUCUGUUGUUGCUUACAGUCAGUACUAUUGCUGGGUAGAUGCACUGAAGGCACAGUGCCCCAGAACAGACUGUUCCAUAACUUAAAAGGUCAGUGGUUCAAUAUCUUUAACAGACAUUAUCAUCAGCAGCCAUUUUUCCUGCCAAAGUGUCCUUUUGGAAGACACAGAACCAGUACUGACUAAAUUAUUGUAAGACUGUGUGGAUGACUCAGUAAGUUGCCUAAAACAGCUCAACUCUUUACUACGCAUCGUCCAUAAAGCAUUUCUGUACUGUUGUGCUGCUUCUGUAACUCAGAAAUUUCUUACCAUUAGAACAUGAAAGCAUAGGAAAGACUUUACAAUGGCAGAGUGAACAUGUUUAAAUGUACCACAUAUUAUCCAAAAAUCUGCAGGUGUUUCUAAAUUCAUAAAAUAUACAGUACAUUCAUGGAGCUAGUGUAGAUUUAGCUGUUUUUGCUGUUCAAAAUCAAAGAUGGGAAUACAGAGCUUUACAUGGGUCAAGAAACUGAAUACACAGUAGAGAAAGGUAUCAUCAAACCCCCAAAGGAGAGGGACAGUGAUAUGCUUCUACAUGACUAUCCAUAGCUCAUCACCAAAACAGACCCGGGUUCCCCUCAGACAGCUGAGUCCCUAACUCAGUCACAGCACUCAGCCACGGCAGCCUAAUUUAACAAGACAUGUCUGUAAUCCCUUGACCCAUGCCGGCUAUCACACACAGAGGUGCACAGUGACCAUGCUCUCCCCUCAUUACAGUUCCCAGAUGUCCCCAUAAUAAGGUAUAGCAAUACACAUGACAUGACACACAGCUGCACAGAUGCACAUUUACAGACAUGCACACACCAUCCACAGUAUUUUAUGUGGUUCAAAUUAUCCUCAACUGAAUUUGCUGUAAGCAAAUCUGUUACUAAUUGAUUUUCCAGUAGCUGAGCUGAAUAUGCUUAGCUCAGCUACAGCCAGUAGUUCUUAGGAAUUUAUUGGAAUUUAAUGUUUUGUGUUUACGUUUCUUUUUCCCCCUUUUUUUAAAGACAUGAACACAUGCACUGGGCUUGGGUAAUUAAUGUAAUAUUUUAUUUUUUUAUUAUUAUGUUGUCCAUUAAAAUUAUUUUGUUCAUUAAAAAAAAUCAGUCUUUGAUCACAAGCAACUUGCACUAUGUAGAAAUGGUUUCACUUGUACAUCACUGGGUCCAUUAAUACCAUCAGAAGAUACUUGGGUAUCAUUAAAUAACAGCAUAAUGAAAAUAAAGGAACUCUCUGUACUGGUACUGUAUUAUAAGGAACACAACUGAAGAUGUGUCAGGCCCCAGUCAUACAGACACUCGUCUCUACAGGCGUGGCUGAUUCAAAAAUACCUUGGAAAUGCAUGUCGGGCAAAACAGCGUAGUGUACUUGUGCAGUGGGGUUGCUCGAGAAUUGGACAAGGCAGACGGGAAGGGAACACAGAAAGAACUCAAUUAGUUGGCUUAUCAUUACAGUAUGACUCUUGAAUUAAAUACCAUAGGUGAAUCAAUAAUAGAUCAAAACUUGUAUUGGACCUUAUAAUCUCUGCGACACAUCAAGUAAACACAACUGUUUCACCUCUGGAAUACUCAUUGUCUACACACAGUGUGGGCAUUUAGACCUUGGUCUUCCUGUACCUGCAAGCCUUGCACUGCACAAAAGCAGAAUGCUGUGCCUCGCACAUCAGGACAAAAUUCCCCUUUUUCCCCUCACAACAUAACCUUAUGAAGGUGAGGAGUUGGAGAACAGUUUGAUGCCAGUCAGCAAGACAAGUAAGUGUAGAUGUGAGAAAACAUUGAUGGACUGACAGAAUGAUAUAGUCAGACUUUGAGCCACGGGGGUAGGCAGGUAGACAGGCCCCCUAUGGGGUGCUCAAACUGAUGGGGUAAUUGUUUCUCGGGGACUUGUAUGCUACAAGCCUCUGUCUACAUGGUUGUUCCUGAGUGCUAGUGGAUGUUUGUCAGUGUGGUAUCGAUUGGAAGGAUAUGAGGGAAAGUUAUGAGUGUAGCUAUGUAGCUUGAAGCUAGUAUUUAUGUGUUUAUGUUACUCUGUUUCCCUUGCUGCCUGGCAAGGUCACUGACUGGG
Molecule: messenger RNA, 8284 nt
Organism: Scatophagus argus
Lineage: Eukaryota; Metazoa; Chordata; Actinopteri; Scatophagidae
Gene: hcn4
Product: hyperpolarization activated cyclic nucleotide-gated potassium channel 4
Exons: 12
Coding region: 552-4913 (1453 amino acids)
Biological process (GO): transmembrane transport; potassium ion transport
Cellular component (GO): membrane
Molecular function (GO): voltage-gated potassium channel activity
Source: RefSeq, a predicted model, not a curated record